Molecule: messenger RNA, 1960 nt
Organism: Trematomus bernacchii (emerald rockcod)
Lineage: Eukaryota; Metazoa; Chordata; Actinopteri; Perciformes; Nototheniidae
Product: nuclear factor 7, ovary-like
Exons: 2
Coding region: 408-1763 (451 amino acids)
Molecular function (GO): zinc ion binding
Source: RefSeq, a predicted model, not a curated record
ACAGUGUUCAUGAUCUGUGUUUGGAUCUCAUUUCACAAUAAUGACGUUUUCUUUAGUCUGGUGGAAAUAUGCUCCGCCUUCUCUGGGUGGUCAAUGGUUUACUUUAGUUUUUGAGAUAUUCAAAGAGGACUUGUUUUUUCUCCUCCUGUUUCUUUUGCCUUUGUUUACGGCUGUGUUAAGGCAUACAGACCACACCCUAAACAAAUCAACAUCACUGGCAAAGUCUGAUUCCCUGUUCUUACAUUGGGACACAUAUGCAUCUCGUGCGCUAACAACCUGACCCCCGGAGCCCACAUCUCCUUUAUACGAGUACUUCCCCAAACUGCUGCUGAUUUCACAUUAUAAAAAGGACUUCAUAAGGAAGUACAACUGACCCACUGUCUGUUUUGUAAUUCACUCGAAGACAGAUGUUUUUUCCAUCUGACGAGGAACUCAUCUGUCCUGUCUGCAAGGACAUCUUUAAACAGCCUGUUGUGUUGUCAUGUAGCCACAGCUUCUGUAAAGACUGUCUGCAGACAUGGUGGGGGGGGCAACUAAUUUGCAUGUGUCCGUGCUGUAAUAAAAUAUCCCCGACAUGUGAUCCACCAUGUAACCUGGCAUUAAAGAAUCUGUGUGAGACCUUCGUAUUGCAGAGAAUAACCUCAGAAGCUCUCUGCAGUCUGCACUCUGAGAAACUGAAACUCUUCUGUCAGCAGCAUCAGGAACCAGUGUGUGUCAUCUGCAGAGAUUCAAAAACACACAGCAACCACAGUUUCACACCCGUCGAUGAAGCAGCCAAAGCCCUCAAAAAGGAGCUCGAGAAAUCCCUGAAGCCCUUACAGGAGAAACUGAAACUCUUUGAACAAAUUAAAGGAAACUUUGGGCAAACAGCAGAACACAUUAAUGUCCAGGUGCAACAAACAGAGGGGCGAAUUAAGGAGCAGUUUAAGAAGCUUCACAAGUUUCUACAAGAGGAGGAAAAGGCUAGGCUGGGUGCUCUGGAGAUUGAAAAGGUACAGAAGAUGUCAAUGAUGGACGGGAAGAUUUCGGCCCUGAGCAGAGACAUAGAAGCUCUUACAGAAACAAUCAAAGCCACAGAGGAAGAGCUGAGAGCUGGAGACGUCUUAUUUCUGCUGAAACACCAGCAAACAGUGAAAAGAGUGCAGCAGCGCCUCCAGCUGGAGGAUCCACAGCUGCACCUAAGGGCUCUGUUAGACCAGGCCAAACACCUGGGCAACCUGACCUUUAACAUCUGGAACAAGAUGAAGGACAUGGUCUCCUACUCUCAUGUGAUUCUGGAUCCAAACACUGCUCAUGCAGAGCUCAUCCUGUCUGAGGAUCUGACCAGUAUGAGAUGUGGAGAGAAACAGAAGCUUCCGGAAAACCCAGAGAGGCAUGACGUCCUGGUCCUGGGCUCUGGGGGUUUUACCUCUGGCAUUCACAGCUGGAAUGUUGAGGUUAGAAAUGAUGCAUAUUGGGUCCUAGGUGUGGAGACAAAGGGACAAACACCAACUAGCUACUGGCAAAUCCUUCUCAUUGAUGGAAUACUCAAAGCAGUCGCCCCACCGCUCCAGGAUAAAGUUCUCUCAGUGAAGGAGCUCCAGAGGGUCAGAGUUCAGCUGGACUUUGUCAAAGGAAAGCUGUCCUUCUAUGAUGCUGAUGCUAACACACACAUACACACCUUCACACACAAGUUCACUGACAGACUGUUUCCACACUUUGGCUCCUUGAACACACUCCCACUGAAGAUAUCACCAACGGAGGUCUCUGUAUCAACAGGCUAAUGUCCAAAGUCUUGAGUAAUGGUACUUGCAAAAUGCCAUCCUGCAUGUCAAUGAUGGUAUACAUGUUCUAGGAGUUUUAGGGGGAAAAAACUCAUAUUUGAUGCUAUCCUCAGGUUAUUUUUUAAUUGAUUAAUUUGAUUAUCCAAUACUGAAUAUUUGCUGCUGAUUUCGGCGUUUAAAAUGUGACAAUAUGAAAA